This is a messenger RNA of Mytilus trossulus (common blue mussel), 4812 nucleotides long. RefSeq lists its product as uncharacterized. Gene Ontology annotation, molecular function: protein tyrosine kinase activity; ATP binding. NCBI's taxonomy places the organism in Eukaryota, Metazoa, Mollusca, Bivalvia, Mytilida, Mytilidae. The transcript has 15 exons. Bases 43 to 4812 code for a protein of 1589 amino acids. Gene Ontology annotation, biological process: protein phosphorylation. The record is from RefSeq and is a predicted model, not a curated record.
UAUUGACUAAAUCAAUUAAAGAUUUUUAAUCUUAAAAACUUUAUGGCGGAAUACUUGGCAUUGCCCUGUUACGACGGCACUAUCGUGAAAUGUUCAAACAACGAGUCGUGUCUUCAUGCAGUGACUGUGAGAAAAGAGCUGGAAACGUUUGGUUUAACAACUACUAAUUAUGAAAUUAACCCAAGACAACCUGGUUAUUCUGUAGCCUUAUUGAGUAUUGUUAAAGAUUCAAAGUUUGUUUUGGUGUUUUACUGUACUCAUCUGAAAUCAUCUCUGGAGAGAAUACUCAAGAAAGAUCUUAUAUCAUUCCAUAGUAAAGUUAUCAUUAUAGCAAAGUCAACAGAUCGUCUCAGAAAAUUGACAGAUUUUACGCGUUUUACAGUGUUUGAAAGCAACAAAAUAAUACAACAUAUUCAACAAAUAGUAGAUAUGACAGAUCAAGAUAGGUACCCUUCUAUAGACCAGCUGGUAGACUAUCCCUUACUUCCAAAAAGACAGAAAAAGCCGUAUACUGAACAGACAAAUGUCAAACAACUAGACACAGCACCUACUCAAGAUAACUUCGAAUUUACAACCAAUAUUGUACCUAGUGGCUUUAUACAUGCAGAAACAUUUGAUACUAGCGAUACAGGAAACAGAGGAACACACGUGCUACGCUCAUCAUGUAUACCUAAAGUUUCAGUUGUGUCAUCAGUAAAUGAAAUUAAACGUCGCUUCAAUGGUGCAACAGAAGACGGAAGAGAAGACCUUUCCAAACAAAUUAUGUCCAGCACUAUCAAAGAUUUAAUUAAAAACGGCGAUUUUCUUGGGAUGAUAAAUCUUUUAGAUAUUGAUGAUCGAAGGAUUCAGACGAGUGUUUUCAGUGCAAUUGAUACAUACCAGUUACAAACUAGUUUAUACAGUAGAUGUAUCAGAGGUACUGAUAUGUUGAAGGGAGCAAAACAUUUAUUUGAGUUAUGUAGAAAAUGGUCUGCAAAUCAAUUUGCUAUGGUUAGUUUAUUACCAUUAACCUUAGAUACAACUGCUGUUUUGUAUCUGUCAUCCUGUGUUAGUGGUUUAGCACAGUCAAACUUGGGCCCAGCAAUACAGAUAUUUACAGAAAAUUCAUUACCUCUCGUGAAUAAAAUUAUUUCAGACAGUACUCUCUCAGCAGGUUCAAGUCACUGUCAAUAUAUGCUACUUUCUCUCCGAAAAAUGAUGGAUAAUCUGAAAUGUAUAGGCACGAAUCCAAGCCCACUACAAAUGGGGAACUUUAGAGAUGCUCUAAUGAAUGAAAGCAACCGUGAUGAACUGAAAACUAAAUUCGCUAAAUCAAUGACAUACUUGGAACAGUACUCCUUACUUAUGGUUGUCAUUAAUCAGAUUAUGUUGAAGUCUGAGUUGCAGAUUGUUGCUUUCUUGUCUGAUUUGGCAUUAAUUUUGGUUGACAAAGUGUCUAAGAAAUCUAUGCAGACUAUUUAUCCUCAGUUGUUGCUGAUGACCAAAGGUGUUGUACAACGCUUAUGUAAAGGUUCACAUUUGCCAAGAACAACGGCCGAAUAUCAGAUGAAGUUGUGUAGGAUUUCAAAUUUAUUCAUCGAUAACACAAAGAUCAGUCAAAUGGACAGACUUCAUAUUCUUAAUAUCACUGAACCACUACUCUUCAAAGAAUCAAAAGACAUUGUGCAGAACAUUGUAUAUCUAUAUUCAAAGAAUAAGCACUUGUCCAAAGAUAUCAGAGAAAAGGUCAGCAAACAUAUUGUCCACCAGUUAUCGGUAAUAAACUUCAAAAUAGACGGAGUUAUCCAUCAGUCAGCCAAUGUGGGAUUAGAACCGUCAUGGGUAAAGUUUGCAGGGACAGUAUCUGAAGAAAAAAAUGUUGUUCUGCAUGCUCUGAUUCCUACACUUCAUUGUAUAAGUGAAGGUAGCAUGAAAGACUACAAAUAUAAAGCAAACAAGGGUGAAACCAGAAAACAUUUGAAUACUCUUGAUAUUCUUAGACAUCUACAAGAUGAAAAGAUUCAUCAUAAUUUGAUUCAACUAAUUGCGUUUCAAUGUAGACCUCUACCAAUAUUCUAUAUAACAGAUCAGUCAAUAGAUUAUGACUUAAACGCACAUCUUUUAGAUGCAAGAAAAGUAUUCAGAUGGAUUUCCUACAGAGAAUUAACAACUAUGGUAGCAGAUGCUGUAAAUGCUGUAGGAUAUCUCCACAACAAGGAUGUUAUUCAUCGGAAUGUGACAACAUUUGCCUUUAGCUUAAGGAAAAAUAAUGUUGUUUUGCAUGAUUUCAGCGUGUCAAAGGUUUUGGGAAAUAAUACUGGAUUUAUAUCAGAUUUAGAAAACACUGACAUACCUGUUCUAUGGUCAGCUCCCGAGAGUAUUUUAGAGGACCACUAUGAUACUAAAACGGACACAUGGAUGAUCGGACAGUUUAUUUAUGAAGUGUUCACCCAUGGUUGCCAUCCUUACACUGAAGUGUACGGAACUCCAACUGAACAGCUGUUAGAAUAUAUUGUUUUUCAAGAUUUAAAGCCCCAGAAAUGGCCAUGCAUCCCAAAAGAUAUACAUGCUAUCAUAAUAGGAUGUUGUAUGACGAACCCUGAGGACCGUAUAGAUAUACAUAGGAUUGGAAAAUUACUUAACAGUAUACUAAUUUCUCUAAACGGAGGACGACGUAAUCUGGUAUCGCAUAUAUUUGAAGAAGACAAAAAAUACCCUGAAUUAGAUCUUCAGCAUGAUGUACCUGAAAGGGGACUGCCUUCCUUAUUCAAACAGCUUAAACAGAAUAACACACAGGACAGACAUGUUAUAAGGAAAUCAUAUUACAACUUAAGAAAAUCACAAAGACGCAUGAUCAACACUUUUCAAAUUACACAAGCCGAUAUAAAGUCACCAGACCAACCUAUCACGCAGGCAAAGCACAAUUUUAUUGCCGUUUGUGAACCGGUGACUGUCGAUUUUAUCCAGUCUUUACCUCAUCUCGACAAACAGACGUGUACAGUGGUACUACAAAUGUUAGAUUCUCCAAGUAGAGAGGAAAGACGAAAUAUACAUGGGAAUUAUCAAUACUUACUGAAAUACAAGCUUCAUAAAAGUACAAAUCUGUUAGAACUAGCGUUCAAACGUUUUUAUGGUGCUCCUGAAGAACAUGGAUAUGGAUACCUGAAGAUAGUACACAAUCUAGUCAAGUUCAUUGGUGAGAUGCAUAAGCGUAACUGGAUACUCAGAGAUCUGUGUGCUGAUAAUAUCUUCGUAUUGGAUACAAAUCAGGAGAUAACUAUGCCACGACUUGGUCGAAUGUUGUGGUUUGAUUCAAAUGGCGUCUUGGAUGAUUGUAUCAUUGAUGAAGUCAAAGUGGACAGGAGACGCUGGUUACCAAUUGAGGUUAUUCAAAAUGGUCAAUACUCAAAGGAAGGUGAUAUCUAUAUGCUGGCAAUGGUAAUAUAUGAACUUUACAUGGCGCUUGAUGUUCAUCACCACGACACAAUGGAUAGUGAGUUAGCAUGUGCACCGUUUGCAAAAGUUUCCAUUUCUGAGUUACUGAAGACGCUUUACAGUGGAGAAGUCCCGAUGCAGCCAGACGUUUGUCCUGAUUGGUUGUAUGACAUUAUGAAGCUUUGUUGGAAUAGAGACAGAACACGCAGACCAACUACUGAUCAUAUUCUAAAAGAAAUUAGUAGAAACAUGGAGAUUAGGAGAAACAUGGAGUCGUCAAGACAAGAGGUGGAAAACCAAUCCGACCAAGAAAUGUACGCUGUGGUAGAGGAUUAUGAACCUUUAAAUGUCACUUACAGUAUCGAUAGUGAUAACUAUGACAGCCUUGGCAAUGGAAGGGUCGAAAAUUGUAAUCCUCCAAUGAGAUCAAAAAGUUCUUGUCCGUUAAUUACAAUUCCAAAAUGUGGACAAAAUAACCCUUUUGGUGUAUGUAGACCACUACCCUAUAGUCCCGAAUCUAGUACAAGUUCUCUAACUCAUCAAUCAACCAAAGACAAUUUACAGUUUUCAUGUGUCAAUAGCGACACAGAAUCAGAAUGGAGUGCGUUUAAACAUCAUAAUUUGCAAAAUCAUCAUCAAGCAUCAGAAUAUUCUAUAAGUUCAUCCUCCAGCAAUGGUUUUAGACGCGUAAAUAGCAUUUCAUCAGAAAGUCAAAAUGGCUACAUGAACGAAUAUCAAUUUACGGAUGCAAAAUCAAAAACUACAGAUCAAACGACCAAAGGUGUUCUAUUUCAUGCGAAUAACACCUCGAAAAAUGAAGCUUCGGCCAGUAACAUUAAUGGGGAUGAUGUUGCUUUCAAAGAAGAUGCCAAACCCAUCAAUGAAGGCUUGAAUCAAGUAUUUAAGGAAGAUCGUUUAAACGGUAGCGAUUCGUCUGAAGCAAGUAGUAGUUAUUUCCGUACUGAUGUACCUAGCCAGUCACCAAUAAAAGCACCUCUAGUGAACUCACAAAAAACAGAAGCUUGUAAACUUAUAAAUUUCACUUCCAAACAAUCUCCAACACCAUGUGAAAUAAGGCCAACAGACAAGCAAGGCAUUGAACAGAGUUCGUCUUUUUCUUGCAUAAGCAGUCAUUUAAUGACAUUAGCAAAGUCCAAUGAAGAAAAUACUUAUCAUAAAUCAAAAUCCCAACGGGGCAAAGCAGGAGACGACGAUACAUUGAGCGAUUUUUCAAGAGAAAGUAGCACGUACUUUUAUGUACACACUCCAACAGUUAAUGCUGUUGAUGAAGGCACCGCAAGUGAGUCAUAUGAAGAUUUCGAAUAUGCUACAAAUGGAGAAUUAUUUAAACCACCUGCAGACGACGAUUAUUUGACUGUUGUGUAUGCACAAAUAUAG